This is a messenger RNA of Triplophysa dalaica, 2209 nucleotides long. It is a transcript of the gene taf7, whose product is annotated as TAF7 RNA polymerase II, TATA box binding protein (TBP)-associated factor. Gene Ontology annotation, cellular component: transcription factor TFIID complex. The transcript has 13 exons. Gene Ontology annotation, molecular function: RNA polymerase II general transcription initiation factor activity. Gene Ontology annotation, biological process: transcription initiation at RNA polymerase II promoter; RNA polymerase II preinitiation complex assembly. The record is from RefSeq and is a predicted model, not a curated record. Lineage: Eukaryota; Metazoa; Chordata; Actinopteri; Cypriniformes; Nemacheilidae. Bases 428 to 1510 code for a protein of 360 amino acids.
AUCCAAACAGUAAACGUAUAUUUUUAUCUCUUUAUGAUUUAAACAGUUUGUCUAAAACGUAACAACUGAGAGCAUUUUAUAGUAAAUUUAAAUUCGACUCUAAACACCACGUGUAACAUCGUUGUCUUUACAGGUUUUCAAAUGUUGUAGUUGCAGGUUUACAACAGCAGAGGUCAAACAUGCUCUAAGCCAAAGAAGAAAUCGUCCGCAAAAAUUCACCGAGGAAGUACCUAUUUGCAGCAUUUAGUUAGUGUCUCACUCACAAUAUCUGUGUGUUUGUAUGUAAUAUAUUAUAACAUGUUUAUUCUGCUUCAAGUUCUUAUUACAAGUUCUGCUUAAGUUUGUUUUAAGCUCAACGCUUUUACAUAUGAGAUAGCAUCUGUAACGUUAGCCUAUUAGCAUCUCCGUGGUCGAAUUACGAGCCAAAAUGACAUCCAAAACAAAAAAAGUUGGAAAGGUUGGCUCCAAAAACAAAGAAGAUGCUCCUCAUGAACUGGAGAGUCAGUUUCUUCUGCGGCUUCCUCAGGAAUAUGCCUCUACAGUCAGACGGAUUGCCCAGUCCAGCAGCAUGAACAUGAAAGACAGACUUACUAUAGAGUUACAUGCUGAUGGUCGCCAUGGGAUUGUACGUGUGGACCGUGUUCCUUUAGCGUGUAAAUUAGUCGAUUUACCCUGCAUCCUGGAAUCACUGAAGACUGUUGACAAAAAGACCUUAUACAAGACUGCUGAUAUCUGUCAGAUGCUUGUGUGCACUCUGGAUGGAGAUCUCUAUCCCCCUCUUGAGGAGCCCACUGGCACUGCAGACUCCAAAGGCAAAAAGAAAGACAAGGACAGGGACAAGAAAUUUGUCUGGAACCACGGCAUUACCCUCCCUCUAAAGAACACAAGAAAGAGGCGGUUCAGAAAGACGGCGAAGAAGAAGUACAUCGAGUCUCCUGAUGUGGAAAAAGAGGUGAAGAGGCUCUUGAGCACAGAUGCCGAAGCUGUCAGUGUUCGAUGGGAGAUUAUUGCUGAAGAUGAGAGUAAAGAACCUGACAACAGCUUAUCUCUAUCCAACCUGGAAUCCUCACCUGGAACAUCUGGACACAAGGGUCAUGGCUCCUCAGUCCAACACGACGAACUUCGGGAGAUCUUCAACGACAUCAGCAGCAGCAGCGAGGAUGAAGAUGAAGAGGGCGAACGGCACGAGGAUGAAGACCUCAACAUCAUGGACACUGAAGACGACAUGGUCAGGCAACUCCACGAGAAGCUGAGCGAGAGUGACGGAGGACGAGAUGAGAACAAUCAGAUCGUAAUGGAGUACCAGGUGCAGAUCAACAAUCUGAAAUCCAAACUGCAGGAAACACGUGCCCGCAAGAAGCAACAGGAGAAAUUGAUCAUGGAGGUGGAAAAUCAAGCCUUGCGGGAUCGCUUGCAGUCUCACUUGAACGACAUGAUUCAUCAAGAGGACCAAGAGAUGGAACAGCUGGCCUCCCUGCAAGAGCAGCUGGACUCGCUGAUGGACAAGUGAUGCCUGACAGUUACAAAGAUAAUGGAUUACAAAGAGCCGGAGACGACUGCACAACACAAGUUUUAGCCAUUAUCUAUUGUAACUAAAAACUUUAAAAGACGGUUCACCCCAAAUUUUUUUAAUCUUUUUGACUUUCUUUCUUCCGCAGAACACAACUGAAGAUAUUCUGAAGAAUGUUGGUAGCCCAUCAACUGCGACACCCAUUCACUUUCAUUGUAUGCACACAAAACCAAUAAAAGUCAAUGGGUACCGUCGUUGUGCGGUUACCAACAUUCUUUAGAAUAUCUUGAGUUGUGUUCUUUAGAAGAAUGAGUCAUACAGUGUUGAAAGGACAAUAGAGUGAGUAAGUGAAGACAGAAUUUAAUUUUUGGGUGAACUAUCGCUUUAAAUUUGUUGUGUGUUUCAAUGAUAAACAUUGAAAGAUCUUUUUGUUCUGAAUCAAUUUGGAUCUUGGAGGGCCACUGUCCUGCAAAGUUUAGUUUUAACACCUGAAAAAAGUAUUUGUGAUCUUUAAGAUUUCUUGAAAAUAACAGACAUGUGUUGGUUACGGUUGGAACUAAACUCUGGAGGACAGCGAUCCUUCAGGACUGGAGUUAAAUAGCUCACCUCACACGCUUCUGUCAUACCCUUGUUUGCAAGAUUGUGUAUGUGUACUUUGUGUGGCUACUGUAUCAAGUCAAAUAAAUACAUUUAAAACUA